Austrofundulus limnaeus is the source of this 897-nucleotide messenger RNA. Its product is annotated as small subunit processome component 20 homolog. Lineage: Eukaryota; Metazoa; Chordata; Actinopteri; Cyprinodontiformes; Rivulidae. Gene Ontology annotation, cellular component: small-subunit processome; 90S preribosome; nucleolus. The record is from RefSeq and is a predicted model, not a curated record.
AAAAAGAUCUGGAGGAGAGCGACGAUGAAGACGACGACGGGUCGGCCCUGCAAGGCGAGCCGGGCUGCGAUGUCAUCGAAAGCGGCGAGGUGGGGGUCCUGUUCCUGAACCGGCUCAAAGCUGCCUCCGACCCGGGCGAGAGGACCGACUUCCCCAACUUCCGCGGCCUGAUGUGGCGAGCCAUGACCCAGUUCCCCGAGCGGGUGGAGCCCCGCAGCCGAGAGCUGAGCCCGCUGCUGCUGCGCUUCGUCAGGAAUGAGUUUUACUCUGCUGACACGUUGGUGGCUCCGACUCAAGACCUGAGGAAGCAAAGAGACGCUGGUCAGGAGGAGAUGGAGGAGAAUCAUCAUCAGGAGGAGGAAGAGGAGGGGGAGGAAAAGGAGACUGAACAGCGGAGGAARGCWCUUCCAAGGAGACUUGCUGCAAAACAGCUAAUCACUCACCUGAAUGUGUUCGCCAAGUUCACCAACCCUCGUUCUGCGUACCUGGAGAGCAGCCUGAGUGAGCUCUACCACCAGUUGUUGUGUCAUCAGGAUCAGCAGAUCCAGAAGGUGGCCCUGGAGUGUAUUCUGGCCUACAAAGACCCCAACAUCGURCCGUACAAGGAGAAUCUGGAGAGGCUGCUGGAGGACAAACACUUCAAAGAGGAGAUUGUUCAUUUCAACAUCUCUGAGGAGACGGGGGUGGUUGAUCCUUCCCACAGAGGCAGACUGAUCCCUCUGCUCAUGAGGGUCCUGUUUGGCCGACUCCAAAGUAAAGCCGGCAGUAAGUUCCAGGGGAAGGCGAGCGCCGCCAGCCGCUCCUCCAUCAUCCUGCGCUUCCUGGCCGGCUGCCAAACGGAGGAGCUGGGCGAGUUCAUCGACCUGCUGCUAGAGCCCCUCUGCCACUACAGCCAGG